Messenger RNA from Beta vulgaris subsp. vulgaris (sugar beet), 420 nucleotides. Its product is annotated as nudix hydrolase 2-like. Gene Ontology annotation, molecular function: NADH pyrophosphatase activity; ADP-ribose diphosphatase activity; NAD binding. The record is from RefSeq and is a predicted model, not a curated record. The annotation marks the transcript as partial. NCBI's taxonomy places the organism in Eukaryota, Viridiplantae, Streptophyta, Magnoliopsida, Caryophyllales, Amaranthaceae. The transcript has 5 exons.
GGAGGUACUGCAGGGAGUGCAGGGGGCUUAAUUUUCACAAAUGCAUCUCAUCACGUGACUGUUGGUGCUCUUGUCGUCAACCACAAGAAAGAGGUACUAGUGGUUCAAGAGAAGAAUGGAAUGUUAAGAGGAAAGGGAGUGUGGAAGUUCCCUAUCGGAACGAUCAACGAGGUUGGCUUUAGGUACCUUAUUGAAACUAAAUUUGUGGAAAUGCUGACAUUCAGAGAACACCACAUGGCAUUUUUCGAAAAGUCGGAUCUUUUCUUUGUAUGUUUGCUGCCCUUGUCCUUCAACAUCCAAGUUCAGGAAUCAGAAAUUGAGGCAGCUCAGGUGCCAUGUGCCAUGGAGGUACUAUUGUGACGGAAUCUCCUUCGACAUAUAUCUUUUUGUUUUGCAGUUUAUCAGCACAUGACAACUUUG